Molecule: messenger RNA, 3121 nt
Organism: Doryrhamphus excisus (bluestripe pipefish)
Lineage: Eukaryota; Metazoa; Chordata; Actinopteri; Syngnathiformes; Syngnathidae
Biological process (GO): T cell receptor signaling pathway; integrin-mediated signaling pathway; protein localization to plasma membrane
Cellular component (GO): plasma membrane
Molecular function (GO): protein binding
Source: RefSeq, a predicted model, not a curated record
GGGGUGACGCAUUGUACGCACGCGCAGCACAACACCGGUGGUGCUUUCAAAAUUGUUUGUGUUAGCUUCGUUGACGGUUAGCAUAAAACUUUACUUGAAAGUUGUUCCAAGAAGCUAAAAAAAAUAAUUUAGUCACGAAACGUCAGGUUGCUUUAUGCGCAAACCUGGUCAGUGAUGAAAAAAACGGGAUAAAAUGGAGGAGGAGAGUGUAAUCAACUUCAAAGCUCUGAGGGCCAAGUUUCAGGAGGAGGCCCUCCUAGUUCAAUCCAAAAGCACUCGACCAGCCGUAGCUGAGAAACCCAAAUACCUUCCUCCUGCUGGGGGCCACUGCAGUUCAGUGGUUAACAGUAUCAAUAUUGCUACAGAAAACAAGACAACAGUGGUUCCCAGAGUUAUCUUCAGAGACGGACUGCGGGCUUCUGGGGGAAAGCGGCCAAUUUCUUUUCCACCACAACCUCAGCAGAUAUCUCCAUCUUCCCGAUCCACUGAUGGAGACACUACGACACGUCAGUCCCUGAGAGAACGCCACAUGCCUCAGGUGCUGCCCAUCCUGCCUGGAAAAGAGCACACAUGUGACCCGCAACCAAAAAAAGAGACCCAGACGGAACCGGAGACUGUGAAAGAAGUUCCGCAAGCCAAACUCAAGAAGAAGAACUUGCUGCUUCCUUUUAAAUCUAAAGUGUCAAAAAUAAACACAGAAAGCGGAGAGGAGCACACAUACGCCGAAUUGACCACUAGACCUUCCAGUGCUCCUGGCGAGCUGCCCUCAGUGGAAAAACAGACGUCAGGGGAUGGCGUUUUGCUCCAAGGUGACCAAUCAACCACAGAGUGCCGCCUCUCCAGUCCAGAUGUCUCUGUCAGUCCUCCGUCAGCAGAGACCAGCGUUGACUCGGAAAACCGCAUCAUUAGCACCUUGGAGAGAGCCAAGAAGAAGUUCUCCUGCAAGCAGAUGUUGAUCUCCAACAGAUCGAAGAGUCUGCGUUCCCCUGACUUCGUAUCACACGACAGGGCAUUCUUCUCACCACCGAAGAACAUGGAAUACGUGAAGUCCGACCUACCUUCGCCUCCACCUGUGUGUCUUCCACCCCUGGCUUGCAUCUCUGCUCGACCUUUCUCCAGAGUCAACAGCUCCGUUCGAAAGCCUGCAGUAAUCAAGCAAUGUGGCCGGGAGAAGAAUGACCCACCUCCUGCAACCACCACACUUCCUGCCCACUCUGCUCCACCAAAGAAGCCUCUACCCGAUUUGAGGUCACUGGCGGUAAAGCCAUUAAAACCCCCCAGACCUCCAUUAUUGGAUCUUAGCUGUUACCGACAACCUCCGGGUAAUGAUGUGCUGCGAGAUCCCGUGCAAGAGCCAAGUGAUGCUCCACAGUCGGAGCAUCCUUCCGUCUCCAAUGCUGUCCUGGAUGCUCCUGACUUUCCAGACUUUGAGAAUUCAGCGAUGGAACCAAUACAGCCUGAAACCGUUGACAUUGCCGCUCUAGAUUUAGGGGUUCUAGAUUUUGGAGCUCUUGACCCUCCACCUCCCGCACCGACUGACUGUGGAGCUCCUCCGUCAGACGCAUGUAACCCCACAGGGGCCAGCGAGAGCCCCCUCAUCCAAGAUCUGAAGCUUGGCGGUCUGAACGGAACACCUCAUGAGCCAGGAAGCUUCGCCGAACCAUCAAAUCUGACAGAGUCCAUUGCACAGGAUCCUUGGCGUGACGACGCGACCGUACCGCCUCGUCUUGUUGACACAGAACUGUCAGUAGCUGAGGAAACUGCGCCGGCUUUCCAAGAAGCACCAGGAAGUGAUGAGACUCACACGCAUGCCAGUGAGCAAGACUACAAAUGUGAUAAUGUGUAUGAAGAUGUGGAAAACCUCAACAAACUCAUCUUCUGCCAAAACUCACGCAAGCAGAAAGUCAACCUGAAGAAUCCAUAUGCGGACAACCACCCAGUGAAGGAGGAGGCGUCCCUUAACAUUUGGCCUCGGAACCCAUGGGGCGCCGUACCGGGGGAACAUUCAUCUCUUAAUCACGUCCACAGCAAGGAACGCCAAAGCCCCAACACCGCUGACUGUAAGGAACAGAAGAAAAGAGAGAAGCAGCGACUGGAGAAGGAGAAAAAGGAGCAAAAAGAAAGAGAGAAGAAAGAGAAUGAAAUGAAAAAGAAGUUCAAAGUGACAGGCGCUGAAGAGCCCAUGUAUCAUGCAAAGGUGAUGGUAGCCAGCAAGGUCCGUAAGAAUGACCUUCCUGUGAAAAGCGGCGACACGGUCAGUAUCAUUCGUACCACCAACUGUCCGAAAGGCAAAUGGCUGGCACGGGACGCAAGCAACAGAUAUGGCUACAUUUCUGUGAUGAACGUGGAGCUUAACAUCAAGGAGAUGCUCCAACUUGGCAAGAAGGCCCAAGCAGCUGGACGUGGUGGCAACCUGGAGGGAGACACCAUCAGCAUCGGGAGCAGGUCUUCAAGCCACCCUGUACUAACAAGCAGUUUCACGGACGACAGUGAAGAGUGGGCCUGUGAAGAUGAGACGCUCUCGCCCACCCAUGAAAGCCGCUUUCUCCAACAAACCUCAAUGCCUGAAACAUCAUGUGACCUAGCUAGCACCCAGCACAUCCUGAAUGAUGCCAACAUGGAGGAUCUACAUAUUCAGACAAGACACGAAGCCCUGCAGAAGCUGGCCAUCUUCUUUCAACACAACCAAGAUGAAUUUGUUGAUGUGCCUGUGGAUAACGGCGUGCCAACCCCUACUAAUGCUGACCCACCCAGCUUCUUGUGCGCCGUUGACGAGCCUCCAUAUCCUGAACAGGAAGUCGACUUCUCCGAGCUGGAACUCCUUCCCCCGCCACCUCUGUAUGCCGACACCUUCUGAGUAAAACAAGCAAUAGAAUUCUAAUCCACUGGGGUGUAUGCAAAAUUGGAAAAACUUUUUGUUUUCACUUUGUUCUACUGUGCAAACUAUCUGAAUCACAUUUAUAUUUUUUGUCUGACUUUCUAAUUGCCUUGUUGCACAACACUAAGCACACAUGAUUACUCACAUGUUGGAGUUUAAAGCAUGUUUUUCAUUGUUAAUGUUUUUUUUUUUUUCUAUGUUUGUUUUCUGGGUUACAUUGAAUAAAUGUUGGUCAUGGAUGGA